AUGGAUCCAAUGGAUCUGAUGGAUCCAAGGGAUCCCAAGGAACCGAUGGAUCCAAUGGAUCCGAUGGAUCCCAUGGAUGUGAUGGAUCCAAUGGAUCCAAUGGAUCCGAUGGAUCCAAUGGAUCCAAUGGAUCCCAUGGAACCAAUGGAACCGAUGGAUCCGAUGGAUCCGAUGGAUCCGAUGGAUCCAAUGGAUCUGAUGGAUCCGACGGAUCCAAUGGAUCCGACGGAUCCCAUGGAUCCGAUGGAUCCGAUGGAUCCGACGGAUCCAAUGGAUCUGAUGGAUCCAAGGGAUCCCAAGGAACCGAUGGAUCCAAUGGAUCCGAUGGAUCCCAUGGAUGUGAUGGAUCCAAUGGAUCCAAUGGAUCCGAUGGAUCCAAUGGAUCCAAUGGAUCCCAUGGAACCAAUGGAACCGAUGGAUCCGAUGGAUCCGAUGGAUCCGAUGGAUCCAAUGGAUCUGAUGGAUCCGACGGAUCCAAUGGAUCCGACGGAUCCCAUGGAUCCGAUGGAUCCGAUGGAUCCGACGGAUCCAAUGGAUCUGAUGGAUCCAAGGGAUCCCAAGGAACCGAUGGAUCCAAUGGAUCCGAUGGAUCCCAUGGAUGUGAUGGAUCCAAUGGAUCCAAUGGAUCCGAUGGAUCCAAUGGAUCCAAUGGAUCCCAUGGAACCAAUGGAACCGAUGGAUCCGAUGGAUCCGAUGGAUCCGAUGGAUCCAAUGGAUCUGAUGGAUCCGACGGAUCCAAUGGAUCCGACGGAUCCCAUGGAUCCGAUGGAUCCGAUGGAUCCGACGGAUCCAAUGGAUCUGAUGGAUCCAAGGGAUCCCAAGGAACCGAUGGAUCCAAUGGAUCCGAUGGAUCCCAUGGAUGUGAUGGAUCCAAUGGAUCCAAUGGAUCCGAUGGAUCCAAUGGAUCCAAUGGAUCCCAUGGAACCAAUGGAACCGAUGGAUCCGAUGGAUCCGAUGGAUCCGAUGGAUCCAAUGGAUCUGAUGGAUCCGACGGAUCCAAUGGAUCCGACGGAUCCCAUGGAUCCGAUGGAUCCGAUGGAUCCGACGGAUCCAAUGGAUCUGAUGGAUCCAAGGGAUCCCAAGGAACCGAUGGAUCCAAUGGAUCCGAUGGAUCCCAUGGAUGUGAUGGAUCCAAUGGAUCCAAUGGAUCCGAUGGAUCCAAUGGAUCCAAUGGAUCCCAUGGAACCAAUGGAACCGAUGGAUCCGAUGGAUCUGAUGGAUCCGAUGGAUCCAAUGGAUCCGAUGGAUCCAAUGGAUCUGAUGGAUCCGACGGAUCCAAUGGAUCCGACGGAUCCCAUGGAUCCGAUGGAUCCGAUGGAUCUGAUGGAUCCGAUGGAUGUGAUGGAUCCAAUGGAUCCGAUGGAUCCAAGGGAUCCCAUGGAACCGAUGGAUCCGAUGGAUCCCAUGGAUGUGAUGGAUCCAAUGGAUCCGAUGGAUCCAAUGGAUCCCAUGGAUCCCAUGGAUCCGACGGAUCCAAGGGAUCCCAUGGAACCGAUGGAUCCGACGGAUCCGAUGGAUGUGAUGGAUCCGAUGGAUCCCAUGGAUGUGAUGGAUCCAAUGGAUCCGAUGGAUCUGAUGGAUCCAUCACAUCCAUGGGAUCCGAUGGAUCCAAUGGAUCCGAUGGAUCCAAUGGAUCCGACGGAUCCAAUGGAUCCGAUGGAUCCAAGGGAUCCCAUGGAACCGAUGGAUCCAAUGGAUCCGAUGGAUCCCAUGGAUGUGAUGGAUCCAAUGGAUCCGAUGGAUCCAAUGGAUCCAAUGGAUCCCAUGGAACCGAUGGAUCCAAUGGAUCCGAUAGAUCUGAUGGAUCCGACGGAUCCAAUGGAUCCAAUGGAUCUGAUGGAUCCGACGGAUCCGAUGGAUCCAAUGGAUCUGAUGGAUCCGACGGAUCCGAUGGAUCCGACGGAUCCCAUGGAUCCGAUGGAUCCAAUGGAUCCGAUGGAUCUGAUGGAUCCAAUGGAUACGAUGGAUCCCAUGGAUGUGAUGGAUCCAAUGGAUCCAAUGGAUCCCAUGGAUCCGACGGAUCCGAUGGAUCCAAGGGAUCCCAUGGAACCGAUGGAUCCAAUGGAUCCGAUGGAUGUGAUGGAUCCCAUGGAACCGAUGGAUCCAAUGGAUCCGACGGAUCCGAUGGAUCCCAUGGAUGUGAUGGAUCCGAUGGAUCCAAUGGAUCCCAUGGAUCCAAUGGAUCCCAUGGAUCCCAUGGAUCCGAUGGAUCCCAUGGAUCCGACGGAUCCAAUUGGAUCCAUCGGAUCCAUUUUUUUUUUAUAUAACUAA
This is a messenger RNA of Paramuricea clavata, 2271 nucleotides long. The record is from the annotation of a GenBank genome assembly. NCBI's taxonomy places the organism in Eukaryota, Metazoa, Cnidaria, Anthozoa, Malacalcyonacea, Plexauridae.